Anarrhichthys ocellatus (wolf-eel) is the source of this 761-nucleotide messenger RNA. It is a transcript of the gene il20, whose product is annotated as interleukin 19 like. The record is from RefSeq and is a predicted model, not a curated record. NCBI's taxonomy places the organism in Eukaryota, Metazoa, Chordata, Actinopteri, Perciformes, Anarhichadidae.
AGUCAGUAAUUUAAGUAACCCCUAGAUGAUCUGUACCUAUAUAAUUCCCAGUAAUUUAUCUGGCGAUAUUUUAACGAACAACAUGUUUCUGUCAGCUCUCCCACCAGACAACCACAAUGAUGAAGAUGCUGCUCGGCUGCUCUUUCUGCCUGCUCCUCCUGCUCAGCUGUCUGAGUGAACUUGGGGAGAGCCGAACCCUGAGCUUGGCCAGCUGCUCCGUCAAUGUUCACAUGCACGAACUGCGGAAAUACUACACUGACAUACGAUCAGAGGCGAUGGAAAGAGACAGUGCAAUCGGAGUGAAACUUCUGGACAAAUCAUUGAUAACGCAUGUUCAGGAUGGUCAGACGUGCUGUUUCCUGCGUCUUGUGCUACGUUUCUACGUUGAGAGAGUGUUCAGCAACUAUGCCUCUUCUCAGCCACAGCAUCAACGCUGCUCCAGCGCUCUGGCCAACGCUUUUGUGAGCAUCAGAAAAGAUAUACAUAAAUGUCACUGCCAAUGUGAAGAGGACACACAGCAUAAGAUCGACUCCCUGCAUGCUGAGUUUAACAAGCUAGACAUAAACCAGGCUGCACAGAAGGCCGUGGGAGAACUGGACACUGUGCUGGGGUGGCUGGAGGGACUCAGCCAUGAUCAGACAGAAACUCAGCAAAAUCCCAAAGUGCCUGCUGUUGAUGAGUCCUCAAGCUCGUCAAAGAUGUUAACUCCUGACCUGACAUUACUUGUACGCAGAGCGGCAACCUCCGCUUCUGAAGAGUGA